CUUUAAUAAUUAGGAUUAAAAAGCAAACUGUAUUUUUAAAAAUAUUUUUUCGGCAAUUUCAAUCUGUUUUCCUGCUAAAUAAGCCUAAAGUCCCCUAUCGGAAGAUAAAGUAUUGAAAAGUAAACGAAAUUAAUCGUGCAGGUGGCGCUCCAUAUAGGAAAUUUUCCGGGAAAAUUCAACCGUAAGUUACGUGACGUGAUUCGAGUAAUGGUGCAAAUCGUGAUUAAAAGUAAGGAAACGGGAGACGUGGCCGAAUGGUCCAUUUUGGAGCUGCAAGGCGAUCUGGAAUGCACAAGUGAGCAAGAUCUUCGCAAUCAAUUUGUCGGCGAUCUUCAUUAUUCUAAAAAUGGUGUUCCAAUACUCAUCAUCGGUCACCAUAUUCUGUUCGGCAAGGUGUUGGAACUGCAGAAGCCCUUUGCAGUCCUGAGGAGGGAGAGAACCAAAACAUCCACGGAAUACGUAGUGACAGCAGUGAUCAGGAGAAAAAUAUUGUUCAGGACCCGACCAAAACCCAUUGUCUCCAAGAGACUCGAGGGAAUGCCCUCUACCAGCAUGUAGGAUUUUUCUGAAUUUUGGAACAAAUCAAA
Centruroides sculpturatus (bark scorpion) is the source of this 587-nucleotide messenger RNA. Its product is annotated as chromosome transmission fidelity protein 8 homolog. Gene Ontology annotation, biological process: mitotic sister chromatid cohesion. The record is from RefSeq and is a predicted model, not a curated record. NCBI's taxonomy places the organism in Eukaryota, Metazoa, Arthropoda, Arachnida, Scorpiones, Buthidae. The transcript is spliced from 4 exons. Gene Ontology annotation, cellular component: Ctf18 RFC-like complex. The coding region runs from base 208 to 558 and encodes 116 amino acids.